UUGAAUAUUGAAUAUCUUUGAGAUAUGAUUCUUUUACUUCAUACAUUGAUCUGUAAAAUCGCUGAUUUUUUUAGGCAAGAAUAAUGGGAUAGCGUUGAUAGAUACAGAACGUGCAAUAGCGAUUAACGUUAUGCAGAACGACCGUACAUUGAAGAGGUUCUUUGUACCAUUUCCUAAACCAAAUACAUCGCUCGACAAAUGCAUAAUGCAAAAGGAUGUGGAAGAAAAGACUUUGGUGUGGAUAACAUAACAAAUGAAAGCACGAGUAUACAUACAUUUGUUCUAACUAUUUGUUGGGGGAAAAAGCCUGGGCCCCCACAGCAGAAUAUCCCAAUCCACUUCCAUGCCGUGGGGACUCAGCUGGAGAAACAUCUAGCAGCCAAACCUGUUCGGCCAACAACCGAUCAGAGGCAGCGCACAGCACCUCCCUCGAAAAGAGGAUAGUGGGUCCAUUUAUCUUCAGUUCAGUGGUUGCCGGGAGUGGUUGUAUUACAAUGAGGUAGGAUUAGCUCCUCGUUUUGCAUACCAGGAAGAUUCAAUGAACCCUACCACAAAUCAGCAGCAUAUGUCAGGUGACGAAGAUAUGAGAGGACCCGGAAUUACGGGGUUACAACAAGGUCAUUCAAUCCACGUGGAAGCAACUGAGCCCAUUUCAGAUAUGAAAGACCAUCAGGUACGACGCAAGAGGGCUCUUAUUGAGGCAUGUGCGGAUCUUGAGUUUGAAGAACACCCAACAAGAGAUCAUAACCUGACUUUAAAAGAGCUCACCUCACUCAAACACACCUAUGUCUUCGACAAACACAGGAUUCUCUAUUGCUACGUGCCGAAGGUGAGCUGUACCAGCUGGAAACAUUUAUUUCUGGUGUCCUACGGCGCCAUCAGUCCUGUACGGAAGCGAGGAGAAGUCAAACGGAGUGUGCACACGGAGUUCGAUAAAGUCUUCAAGAAGAUUGGCCAACUUCCAGAGGACGAGGCCAAUCGGAAGAUCAAAGACUACACGCAGUUCUUGUUUGUCCGGAACCCGUUCUCUCGUGUCUUGUCGGCCUAUCGUGAAAAGAUCGAGUUUAAGGAUCCAGAGGAUCCGGACGAGGGUUACUACAGCCAGUUCAUUACACGAUGGCUCAAAAAGACCAAUCCUGGAUAUCUAAACCAGAGAAACAAAACUACUCCGUACUCGUUCCAGGAAUUCGUCCGGUACUUCAUGGCCAGGCGAGUAGAAGACGAACACUGGAAUGACCAGUAUGAGUUAUGUCACCCGUGUCUGGUCGAGUACGACUUCAUUGGCAAGAUCGAGACUCUGCACGAAGAUGUGCAUCGUUUCCUGGGGUCUGUUGCCAAUGGCUCCUCGCUGGUCUUUCCUGCAUCAGAUCCUCAAAAGCACACCUGGAAUAGCUCUAGCGAUCAAACCAUGACCCGGUAUUACUGGACGAUCUCUGACGAUGAUUUCAUCUCGCUGAUCGAGUGUUUAUACCCCGAUCUUAGAUUGUUUGGGUAUGCAAUACCUAUAGCUAUACGAAGGCCACGGUUGAGGAUAUCAAGGAAAUACUCGCUGUUGGUCGAUGUUGGGUGAAACAUUCGCGUAUACUAUAGUCGGAACAAAAUAUUGACUUUCGACAUCCAAAAACAUUCUAUGUGAUGAAUCAUGUGCAAAAGGCCAAUACAAAUUUUGAAAAUGAUUAACCCUCAUUACACUGACUUUACAUAACUUUCACAUUACGUCUUUUGUUUAACCUUGCAAUAAUUUUGUUACGCAUGAGUAGGUGAUCUUUAUACAGCCACAUUUUAGGCUAUUAGAUUUAAUAAUAGGUUUUAGAUGACUGAUUACAAUGAAAUCCAUUUAAUCUUCAGGGAAUUUGAUGUUUCAGUAGAUUAUUUUAAUUAAAUACGCUUCACAAGGACUAUGCAAUAUAGGAUGGAGCUGACGUAUGCCCCAAAUGUAAUUCCAUUUAUAUUGUGCCUGCUUAUCUCCUUUCUAAUGCGCGUUUCUCUUUCCUCAUCUUCUUCUCAACCCCACAUGCAGCUCAUCCUUUUGUAUUAUUUUGUGAACCCCCGAUCUCUCAUUUCUUUUUUGGCAUUUUCUACUUCUUGUGUUGUGACCGUGUUCUCCUAUUUUGUCAUGUAAAUUACCGUCUUGUCCCGUUCUCGUCUCUGUUGGCAUCCCCC
Messenger RNA from Strongylocentrotus purpuratus (purple sea urchin), 2163 nucleotides. RefSeq names its product carbohydrate sulfotransferase 12. Gene Ontology annotation, molecular function: sulfotransferase activity. The transcript is spliced from 3 exons. The record is from RefSeq and is a predicted model, not a curated record. NCBI's taxonomy places the organism in Eukaryota, Metazoa, Echinodermata, Echinoidea, Camarodonta, Strongylocentrotidae. Bases 539 to 1570 code for a protein of 343 amino acids. Gene Ontology annotation, cellular component: membrane. Gene Ontology annotation, biological process: carbohydrate biosynthetic process.